UUUAUGUAUACACACAAUGUGCUCUCAACUCAUCUGAACACUCACCAACAACAAUUAUUCAUGCUUGUUUUUGCGAGUGAGUGUUAAAAUCUAGCUUUAGCCGUCUUGAAUUUUCUACUUUUGCGGUCAAAGUCGCUGGGAAAUUCAAGCAGCUCAAAAGGGGUGAGAAACUGAGAGAGACGAGGCGAAAAAUCGAGUCUUGAAAUAUUUGCUGGCAUUUCCAGAGAAAGGGAGUGAGAAAAUUUGGAUCUUGAAAGCCCCCAAGAUUUGAGAUUUCAAUUAUUUAGAGUUACAUGUGACAAUCUUGUAUAUUAUUUGGAUCAGGGACUUCUUGAAUUUGCUUUAUGCAAAAAGUUCAUGGAAGCCUAACUUCGGAGAAAGGGAAAAAGAAGUAAAUAUGGAUUUUAUCUCAGCAAAAGAGAGAGAAAUUGUGAUUGAUAUAGAUCGAUUCAUCGAUACACGUAGAGAAGGAGAUGAGAAUCUAGGGAAUGUGGUUUCGAUUUCUGUGAGUGUGGACGAGAAUCCGAAAGCGGUUGAUGAGAUUUCACCGCAGACAGGGAAUAAUAGUAAAACGGAGAAGGGCAGGGCACCGGGCAAGAAGAAGUCCUCAAAGCCUCCGCGCCCUCCAAGAGGGCUGUCGUUGGAUGCAGCCGACCAGAAGCUCAUCAGAGAGUUAUCCGAGCUAGCCAUGAUUAAACGUGCCAAGAUCGAGAGGACGAAGGUCUUGAAGAAGAUGAGAGCAGCAAAGGCGUCGUCGUCUUCAUCAGCAUCUUCCAGUGGAAACUUGAUGGCUCUGCUUUUCACCUUCAUCUUUUUUGCUGUCGUCGUUCUUCAAGGUUGCCACUCUUCUGGUGUGGCUCAUUCGAGUAAUUCAGCCAUUGCUACUCAUGGCUCGUUGCAGUCAAGUGCAGGUGUAGGUGUACCUUUAACCAGCACUGGAUCUCCCGAUGUUAUUAUGCAACCGGUUCUUGGUCCGGACAUAGCAAGAGGUGAAGCGGAGAAAUCUGUAUGUUGAGGUCGAAACGAAUGUGCAUAGCUAAGUUCCUUAAACCGGCGUGUUUAGUAUCUACGUACACGUGUUGAAGGCAUUGCAUUUGGUGCUUGGGAAGUGUAGAGUCCCUUUCGCCUUGAAGCGUGUUUUACGCUAUUAGCUCUCUAAUUGAGUGAUGAGAAGCGCGUUUGUGUGAGUUUGUCGGGUGCCUUGGUUCCGUCUUGAUCGUGUUGUGAUCGUAGAUAUAGACGAGUUGCAUCUCCGUUCGCGUCGUAGAGGAAGGCGAGUUGCCUCCCUUUUGAUGUCGCCUUGAUGAUGCUAGAGUCGUCUUGUGUUCUAAAAUCGUGUUCAUCUUGUUUCACUGCAAGAGUAUUUUUAUGGACACGAAUAUUAAACAAAAUAUUAGUAUAAAAUAAAAUAUAUUGGCUCA
This is a messenger RNA of Salvia splendens (bonfire salvia), 1421 nucleotides long. RefSeq lists its product as uncharacterized. Lineage: Eukaryota; Viridiplantae; Streptophyta; Magnoliopsida; Lamiales; Lamiaceae. The record is from RefSeq and is a predicted model, not a curated record. The transcript has 4 exons. The coding region runs from base 398 to 1015 and encodes 205 amino acids.